UAGGAGAGAAGAGGGGGAAAAAAAAGUCCUUUGCUUCUCUUUGCAACAGGAUGCAAGGCAUUUUCACUUUGCUUCCCUCUCCUGUUCAUGAGCCAAAAACCAAUAUAACCGAUAUCAAGUUAUUAACAUCCCAUGGUUAUGCUUUUCCUCAGAACAAAACACUUUUAGCAGGGUAUUCACAGGGAAAAUUCUGCAGCAAAAUUUAUAUAUCUUGAAGAGACAAGAGAGUAGGUUCGGAGGGCUUUAAAGAAAGGAAAGAAUCAUCCUCACCGCAACAAACUAAACAUCUCAAAGAAGAAAAGAAAGCGCAAAGCCAGUAUUUUUUUAGCCAAAUGAGUCAGGAUUACGACGCAAGAGAGAGCGAUUUUGCUACUGCGGUUGCAGCAGCUGCAUUUGCGGUUCACUCGCUUGAUCAAGCCGAGCUGCAAUAUCAGAAGAGGAAGCAGGAAGCUCUAGAAAUCUCGAGGAGCAAGGCUAAGAGCAGGAAGGAUGAGAUCACUGCGGAAAUUCCAAGUUCAAGUAGGCCAACCAGGCUCUUCUCGGGGAAGGAAGCAAAGACUGCUGGCGAAGUUUCGAUGAGAAGGUCAGUUGCGCGGGAAGACAAGGUAUCUGAGAGGGCUUCUCCUGCCAAGCAGCCAAGUCGUGCAUCAUCGGUAAGGCAGGCAACACCGGCAGAUAGAUAUCAAAUGCAGAAAGGAACAUCAUCGAGACAAAAUGGCAUCGAAAGCAAAGCAGAUGCUUGGGAGAAAGCUCAGAUGAAAAAGGUUCAGAGCUGGAAUGAGAAGUCGAAAUCUGCGAUACUUGCUUGGGAGAAUGAGAAAAAGAUGCAAGCCAAGCUUAAGAUGGAAAAGAGAAAGAGUUUACUGGAGCAGAGAAGGGCACAAAACAUGCAACAUUAUCAAAACAAGGUAGUGAGGAUAGAGAAGAUAGCUGGAGGAGCAAGGGCACAAUUGGAAGAAAAAAGAAGAAAAGAAGAAUUGGCAGUGAAGGACAAGGCAAAGAAGACAAGAUCAGGAGGAAAUGUUCCUCUCAAAUGUUUCUGCUUCACUUGUUGAUUAUAAGUGAAACUUCCUUGACUCAAGAAAAUUUGCUUGUGGUGCAAGG
Messenger RNA from Morus notabilis, 1104 nucleotides. RefSeq names its product remorin. NCBI's taxonomy places the organism in Eukaryota, Viridiplantae, Streptophyta, Magnoliopsida, Rosales, Moraceae. The record is from RefSeq and is a predicted model, not a curated record. Bases 333 to 1055 code for a protein of 240 amino acids. The transcript is spliced from 6 exons.